This is a messenger RNA of Glycine soja, 2285 nucleotides long. RefSeq names its product pentatricopeptide repeat-containing protein At5g08305. Lineage: Eukaryota; Viridiplantae; Streptophyta; Magnoliopsida; Fabales; Fabaceae. The transcript is spliced from 2 exons. The coding region runs from base 312 to 1958 and encodes 548 amino acids. Gene Ontology annotation, biological process: RNA modification. Gene Ontology annotation, molecular function: RNA binding; protein binding. The record is from RefSeq and is a predicted model, not a curated record.
ACCUAUGAUUUUUGGGAAUAAAAAAUUUACCACUGUCAAACUCUCCCUUAAUCUUACAUUGAGGAGAUAAAAUCACAAUUAAUUUGAGAUGUUUUUUUCUCUUAUUACACUAUUAUAUUGGGAAAGGAUAUAAUACAAAUGCGAAAAGAACGCUUACGCAAGCAGAAAUUACCGUGACAUGUUGCGUGAAAGGAAAGCUCCACAAACAUCAACACGUCUCUUUUUGCGGUGUUGCCUUGGCUCACCCUUGCUUGGAUGAUACAUAACACUUGAAGCAUUAGACCUGCAGGUGCUGCAACAUAUAUUUGUAAAUGCUUGGUGUCUCAUUGGCGUGUAAAAUUACUAACAUAAGCCAUAAUCUACUCAGCCUCCUUGAUAAAUGUAAAUCAAUUCUUGAACUGAAGCAACUGCAUGCUGUUGUGAUCUCCUGUGGCUUAUCUCAAGAUGACCCAUUUAUAUCCAAAAUUCUUUGUUUUUCUGCUCUGUCCAAUUCAGGCGACAUUAACUAUUCCUACAGGGUAUUCUCCCAGCUUUCCAGUCCAACAAUUUUUAGCUGGAAUACAAUCAUAAGAGGAUACUCAAACAGCAAAAAUCCAAUCCAAUCCCUAUCCAUUUUUCUAAAGAUGCUGCGACUUGGGGUUGCACCAGAUUAUCUUACAUACCCAUUUCUUGUGAAGGCAUCAGCGCGCCUUUUAAACCAGGAAACUGGUGUAUCUGUGCAUGCCCACAUUAUAAAAACUGGGCAUGAAUCUGAUAGGUUUAUCCAGAAUUCUUUGAUUCACAUGUAUGCUGCUUGCGGGAAUAGUAUGUGGGCUCAAAAGGUAUUUGAUAGUAUACAGCAAAAAAAUGUGGUUUCAUGGAAUUCCAUGUUGGAUGGUUAUGCUAAGUGUGGAGAAAUGGUUAUGGCUCAAAAAGCUUUUGAGUCCAUGUCAGAAAAGGAUGUUCGGUCGUGGAGCUCUUUGAUUGAUGGUUAUGUUAAGGCUGGGGAAUACAGUGAAGCUAUGGCCAUCUUUGAAAAGAUGCAGUCUGCUGGGCCUAAAGCCAAUGAAGUAACCAUGGUGAGUGUCUCAUGUGCCUGUGCACACAUGGGUGCUUUAGAAAAGGGGAGAAUGAUAUACAAGUACAUAGUUGACAAUGGACUGCCACUGACAUUGGUCUUGCAGACUUCUCUUGUGGACAUGUAUGCCAAAUGUGGGGCAAUAGAGGAGGCUUUGCUUAUAUUCCGCCGUGUCUCUAAGAGUCAAACUGACGUGUUGAUUUGGAAUGCAGUGAUUGGAGGUCUUGCAACACAUGGAUUGGUUGAAGAAUCCCUUAAAUUGUUUAAGGAAAUGCAAAUAGUUGGUAUCUGUCCUGAUGAGGUCACAUACUUGUGCUUGUUGGCUGCCUGUGCCCAUGGAGGGUUAGUUAAAGAAGCAUGGUUCUUCUUUGAGAGUCUUAGUAAAUGUGGCAUGACACCUACAAGUGAGCACUAUGCUUGCAUGGUAGAUGUGCUGGCACGUGCAGGUCAGUUAACCACUGCAUACCAAUUUAUUUGUCAAAUGCCCACAGAACCAACAGCUUCCAUGUUAGGUGCCCUUCUUAGUGGGUGUAUUAACCAUAGAAAUUUAGCUCUUGCAGAAAUAGUUGGCAGGAAGCUUAUUGAGCUAGAACCAAAUCAUGAUGGUAGAUAUAUUGGCUUAUCAAAUAUGUAUGCGGUUGACAAACGCUGGGAUGAUGCGAGAAGCAUGAGAGAAGCUAUGGAGAGAAGAGGGGUUAAAAAAUCACCUGGGUUUAGUUUUGUUGAAAUAUCUGGAGUCCUUCAUAGAUUUAUUGCUCAUGAUAAAACACAUCCUGAUUCAGAGGAAACUUAUUUUAUGCUAAAUUUUGUUGUCUAUCAAAUGAAACUUAGCUGUCACGAAGACAAUCAGGAAAGAUCGCUGAAUGAUACAUCAAUGGAAGAUGACUUGCUUCUCUUUUGAGGAGAUGGUGUUAAAAGUUUGUAGCAAUUUAAAUUUUUGAAAGAAUUAUAGCAAAUAAUCUAUAGCUCUAUACUAUUUAUAAUCAGAAGUGCUUUUGGUUUAUGGGUUUAGCAAAAUGUCUUCACUUCACAUUAAGUCCUUUAUAAGUUUUUUUGGAGUUCAGAGAUUUUUCCUGCUUUAAAAUGGAGGCAUCAUUCUCCCACUGUAAAUUUUUUUAUCAAAGAAAGAAAGAAAUUCAUGCAAAAUGUACGUUACAUCUCGCUGAAUGUAAAAUUUGAACUGUAACUAUCAGUUAAUGAGUGGGGAAAAAAUUGUACGCCCGAGUUA